CAAUCACUGGCGGCAUUCUGCAGUGGGCGGGAGACCAGGAGGAAAGAGUCUGUGGAGCAGAGGGAGCUGUAGACUGAGGGCGGGUGAUGUCAUGGCACAGCAGAGAGUCUUACCCCAGAGCAAGGAGACGUUGCUGCAGUCCUACAACAAGCGCCUGAAGGACGACAUCAAAUCCAUCAUGGACAACUUCACUGAGAUCAUCAAGACUGCAAGGAUUGAAGAAGAACAUCAAGUCAGCCGCUCGACCCAAGGAGAGCAGGACAACUACGAGAUGCACGUCCGUUCGGCUAACAUAGUCCGAGCCGGGGAGUCUCUGAUGAGGCUGGUGUCUGAUUUAAAGCAGUAUCUAAUCCUGAAUGACUUCCCCUCUGUGAACGAAGCCAUCAACCAGCGCAACCAGCAGCUCCGCGCCCUGCAGGAGGACUGCGACAAAAAGCUGAUUUCAUUGCGGGACGAGAUUGCCAUAGAUCUCUAUGAACUUGAAGAGGAAUAUUACUCCUCCAGAUUAGGGCUGGAGAGCGAGACAUCAGAGCAUCUCUGACAGAUUUGCUGUAAAGAAGAACUCUGGAACUGAAAGCUGUAAAGUGAAUGAGACUACUGCCAUUUGCUGGCUGGCGCCUCCUGUAGGCCAUAGUAAGAUCCACACGGUCCGACCUCUCUCCAUGACUGCAGGCAGUGUCCAAUAAGACCUUUCCGCAUGCUGUAUUGUACACAGCUCGGCCUUUCCCUGAAUACUGUUCACGUAACGCAUGUGACCCUUGGCUGCUGCUUCCAUUUGUCCUGUAAACCUAAAUAAAAGUUCUUGUUUUUUCA
Bufo gargarizans (Asiatic toad) is the source of this 813-nucleotide messenger RNA. RefSeq names its product mediator complex subunit 22 (gene MED22). The transcript is spliced from 5 exons. Gene Ontology annotation, molecular function: transcription coregulator activity. Gene Ontology annotation, cellular component: mediator complex. Lineage: Eukaryota; Metazoa; Chordata; Amphibia; Anura; Bufonidae. Gene Ontology annotation, biological process: regulation of transcription by RNA polymerase II. Bases 92 to 541 code for a protein of 149 amino acids. The record is from RefSeq and is a predicted model, not a curated record.